Molecule: messenger RNA, 2212 nt
Organism: Mesoplodon densirostris (Blainville's beaked whale)
Lineage: Eukaryota; Metazoa; Chordata; Mammalia; Artiodactyla; Ziphiidae
Gene: VCF2
Product: VCP nuclear cofactor family member 2
Exons: 4
Coding region: 128-628 (166 amino acids)
Source: RefSeq, a predicted model, not a curated record
AAGGCUGCCGUGCCGGGAAGAUUUGUCUGGGCAAAGGUGGAGUGUACCGGUCCAUCUCUGGUCCUCACCAUCAUACCGCUCUGCUUCUUCGGCCAAUAUCGCCAGGGCCGCUUCGGCUGGUACUAGUAUGUUCUCUGAUCCUAAAUAUGAAUGUAGGGGCCCAAUUACGGACAUGCUUUUGGAAUUAGGAACGCAGUCACUGGACAAUAAGCGGAAAAGAAGAAUGAAUCAUAAUAAAGAGGACAAUCACCAUUCUCCCCAGUCCAAAAGAAGUAAGAGACACCCUGUCUUUCAGGAGUUUCAGGAUGCAGAGACAGUACCUGUAACGAAAAACGAUCAGGAAAGCCAACUAAGAGAAACCAAAGUGUGUGCUGUGGGUUUCUUAUCCAACUCUUCAAGCAGUGAUAAAGACAGGAGCAGCAGCAGUGUUUAUACCUCAGAGAGAGUAAUCGGACCAGAAGGCAGCUUAAACCAGAUCGUUGCUGAACCCAACAUGAGUACACCUCAAUCCUCAUAUGAGGAAUAUGCAUUAUGCCAAGGUUCUUACUCCCACAUCAACCAGAUCUUAAGGGAGGCACACUUCAACAGCCUACAGCGUAAAAGGACAAUCUCCAGCAUGAUGAUCUAGGAGCUCCUUCUUCCAGCCUAAAAUUUGUUUAUAAAAGCAAUUGCACACACACAAAUGGUCUGUUGGCUUUCCAGUCUAUAUUUUAAACAACAGGCUGAUGGACAAUUGUUUGACUUGGGGUUUUGCUGCACAUUUGCUAUUUCAAAGAGGGCUUUGAAGCAAUUUUUAUAGAAUUUUUUUCAGGGUGGAUGUCAAAUCUAUGAGGCAAACUCACCUUCAGGUUGAAUCCAUAGAAUGUCCAAUUCAGAUUGGUUUCCAAAUCUGUCAGUUAGAAACUCUAGUCAAACAUCCUUUGAAAAUGAAAGAUCUUCAGUUUAAAAAAUUAAUAGGCUGGUAAAGAACAUGCUGUUUUCAUGAAAAAAGGUGUUACUUUAUUCCAAAGUAUAGAUAGCUUGAUUCAGUCUUGCACUGAAUUGGACUGCCAUACUGCCUCUCAGAAGGCAGAUGUCUUAUUGAAAUUACUCUCAACUUGUAAGGGGCCCAAUUAGUCCCAAUUUAGACUAUAUAAGUGAAAUCUCUCUAGUCACUGUCUCCACUCUUUGUAUUUCUAGAAAGAAUGUUUCUAAGACUCUUGUGUACUCAGAUAACUUCUGUACCAUUAAUCCUCCGGAGUGUGCAUUUCAGACUUAGUAUUAAACAUUGCACAAUUCUGUCAGUCAAUAAGUACAUAACAACCUUCUGUCUUGCACAUAAACCUAUUUAAUUAUUAGUAGUUUAUGUGCUCUCAUUUACAAUUCUACCUAUUAUGUCUAGAGUUAAUGCUGAGAAAGGAUAAGCUACCUGGCCCAUUGUCUAAAGUAACAAGAGUUGUUAAACUGCUUUGGACAACCCUCCACUUUAUGUUUCAGGGACCCCUUCACAGAGACUAGGGGACCAGUUUCUGUCAUUGAAACUGCAAAGGUUGGUGUGGCUUACAAACAAUGGCUGAGGCACAAUUAGAAGAAAUAGGGAGUAGUUUUUUCUAUUUAGAGAGAGAUGGAUAUGCUCCCAUGUUCUUCAGUUAUACUAAAGGGCUAAUCAGAUUUGAAGAGUGAUUUCAUAGACAUGCCUGCUUCUUCAGUGAUGAGCUGUGUUAACAAGGAGCCAGAAUGUAUCCAGUUAUCUGUCUGCCCUGCCAAGUGCCAGAGGUACAACCUGCCACUAGAUUUAAAGGAAAGGGCCCUGGUGUCUAAUAAGAAUCUCUUGCAUGUUCACAUCAUUCCCUACUCACUAUAUUUGACAGUCCACAUAGCAGAAACAAGUAGGUAUAAGAAUUAAAGGUAGCUCUAGGUCUUUUCUAUUUGUCAAGAUUUGGAAAAGACAUAAAAUAACAGAUUGACUAAAAGAAGAAUAAGAUCUUUAUGAAGUCACAGAACUAAUAUUUGAAAAGGAAAACUGUCCUAGGAAGAGGAGAAAAAUCUCUCUCUCUCUCUCACACACACACACACACACACACAAGUGCGCAUGCAUGCCCCUCAUUUACAUGGUUGUUUCCUUUAGUAUGGAUUGGAUUUUAAGGUCAGAUACUGGGAGUGGAAUUUUAGUAUUAAGGGGGAAAUGUUACAGCGCUGUUGGCCUCAAACUUAUGGAGUAGGCAUGGGUCAA